This is a messenger RNA of Trypanosoma rangeli, 744 nucleotides long. RefSeq lists its product as uncharacterized. The transcript has a single exon. Bases 1 to 744 code for a protein of 247 amino acids. Lineage: Eukaryota; Euglenozoa; Kinetoplastea; Trypanosomatida; Trypanosomatidae. The record is from RefSeq and is a predicted model, not a curated record.
AUGCCUAGGCUUUCUGAGGAAGAAGAAAAACUUGCUAGAGCCGCACUUGAGGAGAAUGAUACGUUGCGUCGGAUAUUGCAAGAUUCUCCCAAGGGUGGCUACGCCCACGAGGAAGCUACUGUGAUGAGUGUCGAUAAGGCUGAUAGUGUAUUUACACUCAAACGUGGAAAUGACAUUUUGAAAGGGGAAAUUGUGGCCUUGCAAUAUCAACUUGAUGCUUCAGAUGUCAGUGCUGCAGAGACUGUUCACAAGUUCAAUCAAUUACAGAGCAAAAGAGCACAUUUGAGAAAUGAAACUCGGAGUCUAGAAAAUAUUGCGAAUCAUCAAGCACCAAAAGUAAAGGAGGCAAAUCGUAUUGUUCUUAACCAGUUAGCAAUGAAAAGAUCAUGUGAUGAAAAAAAUAGGGCAUUAAGAGAAGAAGUAAAAAGGCUGAAGGAAUUUAGAGAAAAAGGAAUGGAAAGGCUUUAUGCUGCCCUGCGUAAGGAGGCGCAUCUCAAGGAACAACUUGAAAAUACUAAUUUGGCGUUACAUAGUUCUGAUUGUCAGGUACUUAAGAAUGCCAUUCUCUCGAAAGAUAAGACAAUUAGAAUGCUGAAAGAGGAAAUUGAAAAGGCUCGAAUCACACAAGGAAAACAGACAAAUUAUGGGAACGAAUACUAUGAUGAUACUUUGGCAAAACUACGCAAAGAACACGAUGAUCUUUGCGAGCAAAUUCAAGCGCUUCAAAUGGUUCUUCAACGCUAA